Molecule: messenger RNA, 1685 nt
Organism: Musa acuminata subsp. malaccensis (wild Malaysian banana)
Lineage: Eukaryota; Viridiplantae; Streptophyta; Magnoliopsida; Zingiberales; Musaceae
Product: tetrahydroberberine oxidase
Molecular function (GO): oxidoreductase activity; FAD binding
Source: RefSeq, a predicted model, not a curated record
UGACACCACGCUCCGUUCAUCUUCUACUCUCCCUGCUUCCGUGCCUCUCAAUCUUGUCAGCCUCUUCACUUCCGGAUCCUGAGAGCUUCCUCCUCUGCCUCUCUUCUACCGCUUCACCCUCCACCGACUGGUCUCAUCUCCUCUACCUCCCCAACAGCCCUUCCUACUUCUCCCUCCUCAAUUCCUCCAUCCAAAACCUCCGGUUCACUUCCCCUGAAACACCAAAACCCCUCCUCAUCAUCGCUCCCACUGAUUCAUCCCAAAUUCAAGCAUUGGUCAUCUGCUGCAGGGAUCACGGCCUGCCGAUCCGAGUUCGGAGCGGCGGGCACGACUACGAAGGCUUGUCGUACCGAUCCGAGAAGAAGAGCAGCUUUGUCUUGGUCGAUCUGGCCGACCUCCGGUCGGUGAGCGUCGACGUAGAACACGCCGUGGCUUGGGUGGAAGCUGGAGCCACCGUCGGCGAACUCUACUAUAGGAUUGCAGAACACAGCGGGACGCUUGGGUUCCCCGCCGGCGUCUGCCCCACGGUCGGCGUCGGCGGCCACCUUAGUGGCGGCGGCUUUGGGCUCUUGUGGCGGAAGUAUGGCCUCGCAGCUGACAACGUUUUGGACGCCAAGGUAAUCGACGUCGAUGGCAGGAUCCUGGACAGGGAAUCCAUGGGCGAGGACCUCUUCUGGGCCAUAAGAGGCGGCGGCGGAGCAAGCUUCGUUGUCAUCGUCUCUUGGAAGGUCAGAUUGGUCCCCGUCCCUGCCACCGUGAGCAUGUUCACCGUUCACAGGACGUCGGAGCAGGGGGCAAUCGAGCUGAUGAACAAAUGGCAGAACAUUGCUCACCUGCUCCAUGACGACCUGCUCCUCCGCGUUAACAUAGCCCAAACCGAGGGGGCAAAGAGGAGGGUGGAGGCGGUGUUCAUGUCCAUGUUUCUUGGAGACUGCGAAGGGCUCCUCCAACACAUGGGGCACAGCUUCCCGGAGCUGGGCGUGGAGAGGGACGACUGCAGAGAGAUGACUUGGAUCGAGUCUGCAGUACAUGCCGCAGGGCACACAAACAGAGAGCCGAUAGAGAUUCUCACGGACAGAGGAUUGCAGCCGAAGAUCUUCAACAAAGGCAAGUCUGACUACGUGACAGAGCCCAUCCCGAUGACGGGGUGGGAAGCCAUCUGGGGUAGGAUCUCCGAGGAGAAAGCUGGUUCGAUGCGGAUCGAUCCCUGUGGUGGGAGGAUGAGUGAGAUAGAAGAGUCACAGACGCCGUAUCCUCACAGGAAGGGCAACCUCUUCAUCAUCCACUACCUUUCUAUAUGGAAAGAUGGUGGUGUUGCAGAAUCCAAGCAGCACUUGGAUUGGAGCAGGAGGAUGUACAGAUUCAUGACUCCAUACGUCUCCAAGCAUCCUCGAGCUGCGUAUGUCAACUUCAGGGAUCUUGACCUGGGAAAGAACGAUGGUAGCAGGAGCUACUCUGAGGCGAAGGUUUGGGGUGAGAAGUACUUCAAGAACAACUUUAGGAGGUUGGCCAUGGUGAAGGGCGUGGUGGAUCCUGGCAACUUUUUCAGCCAUGAACAGAGCAUCCCACCUCUUGUCGUCGAGACUGAGAAGAUGUCACAGUAGAUUGGCUCCGAGAGGAUGCCAUCGAUCAGUAUCUUGUUAUGAUCUCACUGUUUCCUCUACCCACAAAUCAGCAAUAUGAUC